CAGCCGGCUGCGCCUGGCGAGCGAGGCGAACCAACCGUUGCCGAUAAGAGGCCACACAGCACUAAGAAUUUCAAUAGUUCGAUUCGGGGCGAGAGCGUGUGGAAAUCGGAAAUUCGAGCUGCAUGUGAAUUGAAAUCGUGGGCGAUCCCACUGCGUCAUAGGUUGGCAUCAUUUUCUCGUAACGGACGAACGGCAUCUGUUCGAAAAAGAGAGCGCAAGAGUGGAAGCGGGAGAGAACGAGAGAGUCAGCGAGCGUAAGGACUGAGCAGCUUGCGGUUAACGGAACAAACAACAAUAACAAAAAAAUAAAGAAGAAACAACUACUACAACAACAACAACAACAAACACAAGAUCAGGAGCGCACAGUGGUGCACAGGUUACCGGAAAUAAGCCCUUGAAUCAAGCGGCAGAGCUCGCACCACGGCGCGACGAUAAGUCGCCUCGCUGCGCUGACGUCAUCGACGCGCUUGCAGAAAAGGCAAAGUCGAAGCGUCGGAAGGAGUGCAAGAUACGGCGAGGGAGCAUGCGCAGGCGCUGUCACACAUGCACGCACAACAACAACAACAACAAUAGGUAGAAGCAGAGAACAUUCGAUAAGCCGCCGCUGCACGCUGAGCCUCGAGUCGGGCAUCGAAGUCGAACUCGAACUCGAAGUCGAACUCGAAGUCGAAUCGGAUAAGGCAGCGCUGCAAUGCAGGCUGGGGCCAGCAGCAAUGGGCCAGUGACGCCUGGCUCGCCGGACUCGGCGCACAUAAUCAUUGGCGCAGCUGGCUACGUGGCCCACGAGCGUCGGCAGCCACACCCCCCCAAGCGACUGAUGAACUGUUUUCGCGAUCGUUCGACAACCACAGCCUCGAGUGCGCAAUAUGCGCGCUCGCACAGCUCGACGGCGACGGCGCUGCUGCGUCUGGAGAGCAGCGCCGGCUCCAUCCAGGCGCUGGAUCAGGCUGGCAUUGCGGCCGGCGGCGGCGCUGGCCGCCCGGAGGCGGUGGUGCUGCUGCGGGAGCUGCGCACCAAGCCGAACAAAUUGACGCUGCUGAAGAGCAGCAGCACCAGAGAUUUGACGCGCCUGCUGCUGGACGAGUCGUCGUCGGCGACAGCAGCAUUGCUGGUGUCCAAUGGCAGCCUGGACAUGUGCUCGUCGAAUGCCUCAUCGGCGGGCAGUCCGGCGCAGGGGCGCGAUCGCAACGGCAGCCGGGAGUGCUGCACGGUGUGCGGCAGGCGCUGGCAUCAGCUGAAGCAGCGCAUGCACACGCUGGAGCUGGAUCUGCAGGCGCAGGCCAGCUACAGUCAGGAGCUGGAGCAGAAGCUGGCCGACCUGAGCCGCCAGCUGGCCGAACUCUUGCAGGAGAAGCGGCAACCCACCACCGCCGCCGCCGCCGCCGCCUUCUCCUCCUCCUACGCCGGCAAACGUCAUGGCGGGGGCGGCGCACCCGUACGCCCCUCCAGAUUGGCCGCCUGGAUGAACUUGGCCAACUGGUGGAAGAGCCGUCCCAGCGUUGAGACGCUGCGCGAGCAGCGCAUCUUCUUCGACGAGCCCUGCUUCGAUACGGAACUGGAGCUGGUGCUCAAGCACGACCAGCACCGGACUGUGCCGCGCAUCCUAAUCGAUUGCUGUGAUUUGAUCGAGCAAAUGUAUCGACGCUCCGCGCAGCCCGUGGAGGGUAUUUAUCGCCAGUGCGGCGAUUACAAUAAAAUCCAAACGCUGCGCUUCAACAUCGAUGCCAACGACUAUGAUGCACUGCGUCGGCCCGGCGUCGAUAUACACACACUAACCGGCGUGCUCAAGCUAUUUCUGCGCGAGAUCAAGAGCCCCCUGAUCAGCGUUAACGAGGCCAACACGUUCAUUGGGCCGCCCAAUCAAUGGCUGCUCACCGAGCAGAACCAGAAGUUGGACACACUCAAGAGACUGAUACGCUCGCUGCCAGAGAUAAAUCGCGACACCAUGGACUAUCUGUUUGGACACUUCAAUCGACUCACGAAGGUACCGUUGCAGCAGAUUAGCGCCGAAACGUUAUCGAUAUCGAUAACACCAUCGAUAUUCCACACUGUGGCCCAGGGUGUGCACAUGAAUGACAUACAGGAGCUGCUGCGCGAGGGCGAAACCCUGGCCGAUUGUGUGCGGCUUAUGAUCGAGUACCAUGCUCGCAUAUUCGAGCUUCCAGAAAUGGAAAAAGUCCACAAUUGCAAUUUCGAUAGCUGUGGACUUUUCGAUAAUACAAUCUCAGCAAGCGAGUCACGAGAGAGAGAGAGCGAGAGAGAGAGAAAAGUCUAUGUAGACAGCAUCAGCGCCUUGCCUUAAAGAAAUAUCAUGCAAUGCAUUUACUAUAUAUCUGCAUAACAUUCAUUAUACGAUUUGCGAGUGUGCAUUAAAGGGUGUGCUUCAAGUGAAGAUUUCAGGGAAGAGCCUAUUUUGUUUAACGUAUUCGUACAGUCUACAUGUCUCUAGAACUAAGUAGCAUACAAUUAUUGAAUUACCAACUGGUUUUAC
Messenger RNA from Drosophila montana, 2491 nucleotides. RefSeq names its product Rho GTPase activating protein at 16F (gene RhoGAP16F). NCBI's taxonomy places the organism in Eukaryota, Metazoa, Arthropoda, Insecta, Diptera, Drosophilidae. The transcript has 7 exons. The record is from RefSeq and is a predicted model, not a curated record. Gene Ontology annotation, biological process: signal transduction; regulation of GTPase activity. Gene Ontology annotation, cellular component: cytoplasm. Bases 692 to 2302 code for a protein of 536 amino acids.